CAUGGUGCGUCAAAGGAACCUCUCAAAUGCUUCGUCGACUGCUUCUCUCCCCGAAAGUAAUCAGGAGCUCGAGAGCAUGUAUGACUAUCUGGCCAAGGUCAUUCUUCUAGGGCCGAGCGGGGCGGGAAAGCUUCGUCGGUCACUGAUAUCUUCGCUAUUGCAGGUCUUGCGUGUUACACCGAUUUGUGAAGAGCGAAUGUACGGUACUCUAUCUCUGAUUGGAAUUUCAUCCCCCCAUUUACAAAAUUAUGCCAACCCUCCUGGUUUCCCACGCUCAUUCCGGAGUUGGACGCGGUCGCUAAUAUGCCUCUCUCCCUUAGGGCGAGUGCUGUCAUCCCAAACAAUUGGGGUUGAAUUCUCCUCGAAGAUUGUCAAAUUAGGCACCGGGCCGCGACGAACACGUAUCAAAUUGCAGCUUUGGGAUACCGCUGGAACGGAGAGGUUUCGAUCCGUCUCCAGGUCGUAUUACCGAGGAGCUGCAGGGGCCAUUCUCAUCUAUGAUAUAACAUCCCACGCGUCAUUCGUCUCUCUUCCCACGUUUCUCAUGGAUGCACGUGCACUUGCUUCCCCCAAUCUGAGCGUCCUACUAGCCGGUAAUAAGUCAGACCUUGCCUCCGACUCCGUGCCACCUUGCGAUCCCCUUGAUGACAAUGCACGCCCACCUCCCACACCGUCUAGUACAUCCAGCAAGGUAUCUUUUCCCUUUGGAUCAAGCGGCGGCUCCGUACGCUCAAACUAUGAUACCACAACGAGAAUGACGGCCACACAUGCACCUCAUGGUCGUGAGGUCAGUACCGAAGAGACUUCGCACUGGGCGGCUAAGUCCAACAUUCCCGUUGCAGUCGAGAUCUCAGCUCUCACGGGUGAGGGCGUAGAAGAGCUCUUCAACCGGCUGGCCCGGAUAAUUCUCACAAAGAUCGAGUUGGGCGAGAUUGACCCAGACGACCCCCAAAGCGGGAUUCAAUACGGUGACGGGGCUCUCUAUGGCCAUGGCACGAGCGACGGUUCCAGCAAUCGAAGUCGCAUGUCGCUCGACGACGUCUGGCAUGAGGGAAUGGGAAGAUGUAUUUCGCUUGAGCGAUUCGCACCAGAGGAGAGGUCGCGGCUGCUGUUAGUAUUCUUUGGGCCGGAUUACCACUAAUCAACAGCUUUGUUAUUCGCGGUUUUCUUUUCAUACUUUUUCCGAUGAUCACACCCGACACUGGUCUCAACCUACCACGAUAAAAUGAGCCCACCGCAUCUUGAUUUUUGCUCACAAAACGGCUGGUCGGUUGUCCAAAUUAUGUCGUGGAAGCGCACUGCGUCAUUUCGGCCGAAGGCUUACUUUUUGACCUCUCGUAAUUUGUGAGGUGAAUGACGGCCGGUAGGCUUGGUUCGUGCAGCAUGAUACCCCCUAUAGUCAAGCACUGUGACUACCAUGUUCAGUAAGCGAGUUAUUUGAGUUUGAAUAUGCAUUCCAGAAGUUGAUU
Molecule: messenger RNA, 1469 nt
Organism: Aspergillus piperis CBS 112811
Lineage: Eukaryota; Fungi; Ascomycota; Eurotiomycetes; Eurotiales; Aspergillaceae
Product: putative Ras family GTPase (Rab4b)
Exons: 4
Biological process (GO): regulation of endocytosis
Cellular component (GO): endosome
Molecular function (GO): GTPase activity; GTP binding
Source: RefSeq, a predicted model, not a curated record